AUGGGGUCGCUGCCAACAGAACGUCCUUUGAAAGUGAUCAUCGUGGGAGCAGGGUUGGGGGGAUGUGCCACCGCUCUGGCCAUGCACCAUGCCGGGUUCGAAGUGGUCAUGUUUGAAAAGGUAGGAGAGUUUCUGCGGCUGGGCGACUCGCUCGGCCUGGGCGAGAACGCGCUGAAACUGCUGGACCGGUGGUCGCCGACACUGCGAGCGCGGCUCGUCGACAUCGGCAACAAGUCGGAGCUGAUGCAAAUCCGUCGCUGGCACGAUGGCAAAGUGCUGGCCCGGCAGCCGUUGAUGGACAUGGCCGGCUUCAUUGGCCACCGAGGAGACUACCAUCGAGCGUUUCUGAACGCGGUGGCGGAACAGGGGGUGCCUCUUCACAUGGGGAGCGAGGUGGUCGAGUACGACGACACCAUGCCGUCGGUGACACUGAAGAACGGCGAGCGACAUGUUGCGGACCUAAUUGUCGCGGUGGACGGCAUCAAAUCCCGCGCGCGAGAACUCGUACUCGGGUUCGACGACCACCCCAAAUCGUCGGGCUACGCGUGCUUCCGGGCGUUUUUCGAGGCGGCGCACCUGCGCGGUGACCCGCUGACGGCCGAGUUCGUGGAGCGCGAAUGCGUCAACAUCUGGAUCGGACGCGACAAACACCUGGUGCAGAACACGCUGCGCAACGGCGCCGAGGUCAACUGGAUCCUCACGCACAAGGACACGGCCGACAUCCAAGAGUCGUGGUUCCAGCCGGGCAACAUGCACGAGGUGCGCCGGCUGGUCGAGGACUGCGACCCGCGCAUCGCCGCCGUGGUGCGCAAGACCGACGCCUGUCUGGACUGGAAGAUCUGCUACCGCGACCCCAUCCCGACUUGGGUCAGCAAGAACCAUCGCGUCGUCUUGGUCGGGGACUGUUGUCAUCCUCAUCUGCCCACCAGUGCCCAGGGGGCCAGCCAGGCUACUGAGAGCGCGGCCGUGCUGGCGCAGUGUUUGCUGCUGGGGGGGAGGGAGAAUAUUCCAUUGGCGACCCGAGUCUACGAAAAGAUCCGCUUCCCUCGCGUCCGUCGAGCCCAGACCAACGGCGAAGACGUCCGAGACCGAUGGCACAGCGCAUUAGACAAAGUGCGCGACGGCCAGGAGAUUGAGCGAGAUAGUAUUUUGAUCAAGAACCACGUCCUGUACGACUACGACGCCGAAGCGGACACCAAGAAGCGUUGGCCUGAGUUGUCGGCCCUGGUGAGUGAGGAGCUCAGGACCGGCCAGAUCACGCCGUUGUGUUGA
Capronia epimyces CBS 606.96 is the source of this 1272-nucleotide messenger RNA. RefSeq lists its product as uncharacterized. Gene Ontology annotation, molecular function: monooxygenase activity; FAD binding. Bases 1 to 1272 code for a protein of 423 amino acids. Lineage: Eukaryota; Fungi; Ascomycota; Eurotiomycetes; Chaetothyriales; Herpotrichiellaceae. The record is from RefSeq and is a predicted model, not a curated record. Gene Ontology annotation, biological process: secondary metabolite biosynthetic process. The transcript is spliced from 6 exons.